Messenger RNA from Callithrix jacchus (white-tufted-ear marmoset), 2329 nucleotides. RefSeq names its product collagen type XIII alpha 1 chain (gene COL13A1). Gene Ontology annotation, molecular function: extracellular matrix structural constituent conferring tensile strength. The record is from RefSeq and is a predicted model, not a curated record. Gene Ontology annotation, biological process: extracellular matrix organization. Lineage: Eukaryota; Metazoa; Chordata; Mammalia; Primates; Cebidae.
AUCUUUGAAGACUUGAUGGAAACCCCUCUGCUGAAGAAUUCUUGGACACUGCUUCCCAGACAGCCUCCCACCUGCCCCUACAGCAAUGACACUGACCCAGGCAUUUUUCCCUCUCUUUCAGGACCUCCUGGUCCCACUGGAAGGCCUGGACUCCCAGGGGACAAAGGUGCCAUUGGGAUGCCUGGACGUGUGGGAGUAAAGGGUCAACCAGGCGAGAAGGGGUCCCCUGGAGAUGCUGGGCUGUCCAUCAUUGGUCCCCGCGGUCCCCCUGGUCAACCAGGCACUCGAGGUUUUCCUGGAUUUCCGGGUCCCAUUGGGCUGGACGGUAAACCGGGCCACCCGGGACCAAAGGGGGAGAUGGGUCUGACAGGUCCCCCAGGACAGCCGGGACCUCAGGGACAAAAAGGAGAAAAGGGUCAGUGUGGAGAGUACCCACACCGGCUGCUGCCUCUCCUCAAUUCAGUGCGACUGGCUCCACCCCCGGUCAUAAAAAGGCGGACGUUCCAGGGUGAACAGAGCCAGGCCAGCAUCCAAGGUCCACCAGGGCCCCCAGGGCCCCCUGGACCCAGUGGACCUCUGGGGCACCCAGGACUGCCAGGGCCUAUGGGGCCACCUGGCUUACCUGGGCCUCCUGGACCAAAGGGAGAUCCAGGGAUCCAGGGCUACCACGGCCGGAAGGGAGAACGGGGCAUGCCAGGGAUGCCAGGCAAGCAUGGAGCCAAGGGGACUCCUGGAAUCGCUGUGGCUGGAAUGAAGGGUGAGCCAGGGAUCCCAGGAACCAAGGGAGACCCAGGAGCAGAAGGGAAGCCGGGGCCCCCAGGUUUGCUGGGAAAAAGGGGGCAGAGGGGUGAGAAGGGGGCUGCAGGCUCCCCUGGGCUUCCUGGCCUCUUGGGGCAGAAGGGAGAGAAAGGCGAUGCUGGCAACUCCAUUGGAGGAGGCAGAGGGGAACCUGGCCCUCCAGGGCUCCCUGGGCCCCCAGGGCCAAAGGGAGAAGCAGGUGUCGAUGGCCAGGUUGGCCCCCCAGGGCAGCAAGGAGACAAGGGGGAACCUGGAGCAGCAGGAGAACCGGGAGCAGCUGGAGAACCGGGAGCAGCUGGCCCCAAGGGCUCCAAGGGAGAACCAGGAAAGGGAGAGAUGGUGGAUUACAAUGGAAACAUCAGUGAGGCUCUCCAGGAGAUCCGGACGCUGGCCUUGAUGGGGCCUCCUGGUCUUCCUGGGCAAAUCGGCCCACCUGGAGCUCCAGGGAUUCCAGGCCAGAAGGGGGAGAUUGGACUGCCAGGCCCUCCAGGACACGAUGGGGAAAAGGGACCUCGCGGUAAACCAGGAGACAUGGGCCCUCCUGGUCCCCAAGGCCCCCCAGGAAAGAAUGGACCUCCAGGAAUGAAGGGAGAAAACGGGAACCCAGGGAGCCCAGGAGAGAAGGGGGAGAAAGGGGAGACAGGACAAGCAGGCUUGCCGGUUCCUGGGCCACCAGGGCCAGAGGGGCCCCCUGGACCUCCGGGGCUUCAAGGUGCUCCUGGACCAAAGGGGGAAGCAGGACUAGAUGGAGCAAAAGGAGAGAAAGGUGUCCAGGGAGAAAAAGGAGACCGUGGUCCCCUGGGACUACCCGGUACUCCAGGACCAAUUGGAGUUCCAGGCCCAGCAGGACCAAAGGGCGAGAGGGGCAGCAAAGGAGACCCUGGGAUGACAGGACCAACGGGAGCAGCUGGGCUUCCUGGUUUACAUGGACCACCUGGGGACAAGGGAAACCGGGGGGAGAGGGGGAAGAAAGGCUCUAGAGGGCCUAAAGGGGAUAAGGGAGACCAAGGAGCGCCUGGAUUAGAUGCCCCCUGCCCGUUGGGCGAAGACGGCUUACCAGUCCAGGGCUGCUGGAACAAGUGAUGCCUCUAACCUUGGAUUGGCCUGUGUGUGUUUGUACAUAGAAUAUUUAUUUUUAUACAGUUUUCACUUUUUGAAAAUGCCAGAAGUAUGAUGCCUCUUACAGAUUAUUAAAAAAGAAAAACCUGCAUAUUUUGUACAGAAAAUACCAACCUCUUCCCUUUUGUUUACAAGAUGUUUUGCAUAAGUCUAUGUCUCUAAUACACUUUUUGUUUGUGAGUAUGGUCGUAAUGUCUGCAUGAUAUUUGUGCACACUUAUUAAGUAUUGAAGCUUAAUAAAUUAUUGUGUCCUGGUGCCAAAGGGGGCCAGCCAGAACUCAGGUGCUGGCUAGCUCAUGUGUGAAUUCACACAAAUGUAGCGGUCCAUGAUAUUUGCCAAGCUAGGUGUGUCUAAGAAUAUUUUAAACCCUUGUGGAUCUUCAUUAUUAAAAAAAUGAAACAUGGCAAUUCA